Molecule: messenger RNA, 809 nt
Organism: Anolis sagrei ordinatus
Lineage: Eukaryota; Metazoa; Chordata; Lepidosauria; Squamata; Anolidae
Gene: TSPAN16
Product: tetraspanin 16
Cellular component (GO): plasma membrane
Source: RefSeq, a predicted model, not a curated record
AUGAGUUGCUUCUCUUUCCUGAAAAUGAUGAUGUUUGUCUUUAAUGGUGUGAUAUUUCUGGGAGGUAUAGUUUUGCUGGGCAUUGGCAUCUGGGUGAAGGUGGAUAGCACAUCCUUUGUGAAGGUCCUGGGAGCAGCAAGUCCCCACCUGAUGCAGCUGAUCAACGUGGGCUACCUUUGCAUUGCAGUUGGCAUCUUUCUUUUCCUCAUGGGUUUUAUGGGAUGCUGGGGAUCAGUGAAAGAAAGCAAAUGCCUGCUCUUGAUGUUCUUCGUUCUCACACUGAUCCUUUUCAUAGCGGAAGUGGCAGGCGCUGUGGUGGUGUUGGCUUUCUCCUCUGUGGCAGAUAUAUUUGUGGAACACUUGGAGAAAUGGGCCAUAAAGUCUUUGAAAGAGGAGUAUGGAAGGCAAACGGACCUCACAGAGAUCUGGAACACAACAAUGGAAGAGAUGAAGUGCUGUGGAUUCAACAAUUACACUGAUUUCAGCGAUUCCUACUUCUAUCAAACUUACAACAAAUACCCGUCUCCUUGCUGCCCAGAUAAAAAAGACUGCCAAGAAUCUGAAAUAGAUGAAAGCAAACAGGGCUGUUCGCAUGAAUUCCAGGUUUUCCUGAGUAAGAAUGGGAAGGUUGUUGGAGGAGUGGUUCUAGGAAUUGGGGCCCUAGAGCUGGCUGCCAUGGUUGUCUCCAUGUUCCUGUAUUGCAAGAUUGGUACUUCCAGCUGAUGAGAAACCUUCACCAUCUGCACAGCUUUGGCUCUGACUAUGUCAGGCUUCAUGCUUGCCAUGAAAGAGAUCUGACAAGCAUCCUU